AUGGCUGCUUGGGAUCUGUCUGUGACAGUGGAGGAACUUGGCCCAGAGGCCCCACCCUUCAAAGUUAGCGUGACCUCAGACCUGCAUAUUGGUGGUGUCAUUCUCAAAAUUGUGGAGAAGACACGUGAGUUCCCUACCAAUGUACACUUCAACUUCCAUCCAUAUUGGUGGUAUAUUUAAGAUAAGAGUAUAUUUAAGAAAUAAGGCCAGAGGGGGUGUGGUAUAUGGCCAAUAUACCACGGCUAAGGGCUGUUCUUAUGCACGAUGCAACGUGGAGGGCCUGGACACAUCCCUUAGCUGUGGUAUAUUGGCCAUAUAUCACAAACCCUGAGGUGCCUUAUUGCUAUUAUAAACUGGUUACCAAUGUAAUUAGAGCAGUAAAAAUAAAUGUUUUGUUAUACCCGUGGUAUACAGUCUGAUAUACCACCACUGUCAGUUAAUCAGCAUUCAGGGCUCGAACCACCCAGUUUAUAACAUCUAUUUCAUAUGCAACCGUGGGGUGUAGAGUAGUAAGUUAUUAUUCAUUUAUACUCCACAACAUCUGUAAGUCAGACAACAGAACAUGAACAUUGAUUCCAAAACAACAUUCAAAAUAUCUAUGCAAUGGAAAACAACAGACUGUACUGUAUUUGGCUGAGAGUCAAAUAUGAUCACCACUAGGCACCAUAGAUGUGUUUUAAUACAUCAUUGCCAGACACCUCUCUGUCCACUCCAGAGAUAAAGAAGGAUUGGUCAGACCAUGCCCUGUGGUGGGAGCAGAAGCAGCAGUGGCUGCUCCGGCCAUCCUGGACCCUUGAGAAGUAUGAAAUCCAUGCCGACGCUCGCCUGAGCCUCACCCCCCAGCACAAGACCCUGAGACUGGGCCUACCCAACGGGACCACCCUGAGGCUUCAGGCAUGCUUCUCUCGUCCAGUCUUCCAAACGGUCAUGGGGAUCUGUCGUCUGCUGAGUAAGUAAAUAUAUGAGGAAGAGUUCCCACCUAAAUAAAGUAAGAGAUUCUUCUUAUUGUUGCAGAUGUUAAUCAGCAUCCCCUUACACUGCUUCCCUCUGGUCAUCCUCAGACCUGCGUCACCCAGAGGAGCUGUCGUUGUUACGGCCAGUGGAGGUGAAGAAAAAGAAAAAAGACAAGGAGGCAGAAGAGGAAGUAGUAUAUGAUCUAACAGGCCUUCAGAUCUCAUCAGGUAGGUCUAGUCAAAUUGGAGGUACACUUCAAAUUUCAAAAUGUCUGUUCAACAUUCCGUACAGUAGCUUUCACUGUACAGUACACACCAAAUACUGUGUAACAUAUCAUAACUGCAUGUGUAAUAACGACAGGUUCAGCUCACACCCUCUCCAAUGGCAUGCCUGUGCACUUUGCUGACUCACCGCAGACUGAGGCUGUGUAUAAGAUGUUGUCUGUCAGCCUACCUGCACCUGCUCCUGAGACUAUCACCAAGAUGCCCCGUCCCACCAGCAUUGUGGACAAGGCACAAGUUCACAGCAGGUGAGUGUCUUGUGUGUAUGUGCACAGCACACAUAGAUAUGUUUACGUAUGUUACUCUGUGCGAUAGUGGGUGUGAUUAAAUGUGUGUUUUAUUAUUGUAUUUAGAUGGCUGGAUUCGUCUCGUUCUCUGCUCCAACAGGGAGUGCAGGAGCAUGACAGGCUGCUGCUACGCUUCAAAUACUACUGCUUCCAUGACCUGGAUCCCAAGGUAGGCCUGAACCACGCUUUCUGAGGGGCUAUCAAUUAUUUCCUUUGUUUACCUCAUGGUGGCCGUGAAUUGGGCUGUGUGUAAUCUGUCACUUUAUCUACCUCGUCUCUGUCUCCAGUAUGAUGCGGUCCGUCUGACCCAGCUGUAUGAGCAGGCUCGCUGGGCCAUCUUGCUGGAGGAUGUUGACUGCACAGAGGAAGAGAUGAUGCUCUUUGCUGCCCUUCAGGUAAACAACGACUGAUUGAAAUGUCACCAAAGGUUUUUCCCUGUGUAUGACACAUUGCUUCCCUUCUCUUUCACAAUGUUAUACGUUUGUGUAUGUGAUUUGUGUGUGUACACUAUCCUCAGUACCACAUUGGUAAGGUGUCUCUGUCAGAGCCCCAGCCGAUGACAUCAUGUCCUGCCAUGGAUGACCUUGACUCUGCCCUUCAGUGUUUGGAGGUGAAGAUGGAAGCGGACGAGAGCAGCACAGUGGACAUGCUGGUUAGUCCCUCUGAGUCGGAAAAGGCUAUACGGACACUCCUGAUAUUUAGUUUCAGAAUUGGUUAAAAUUAGGUUACGGUUAGGGUUAAGGGUUUGAUUAAGGUUAGGGUUAAAGGGAAAUUCGACUCAAAAACUAUAUUUUGGUAUUUGUUUCAUUAGUCCAUUGUUGAUAUAGUCCCAAAAUGUUUUGCAUGUCAGCAAUCAAAUACAGCCAGUAUGAUGCAUUUAGCCUGUAUGAUUCAUUUUGCAUCAUAUUUACAUUUACAUUUUAGUAAUUUAGCAGACGCUCUUAUCCAGAGCGACUUACAGUUAAUGAGUGCAUACAUUUUUCAUACAUCAUAUGAUUCAAAAUGCAUCAUACCGGCUGUAUCAACAAUGGAUUAAUGAAACACAUACCAAAAUACAGAUUUUGGGUGGAGUUUUCCUUUAAGGUCAGUUUUUGAUCUUGGUUAGUUGUUUUGUAGGUCAGCAGUGUCCUUAUAGUCUCUCCCCUCUGAAUCUCCACUAUACUGCACUGGUCUGUAGCUGUGGCCAUGGCUGAUUUGUAAGGCAGCAGGAAAGAAGUUGAAUUGCAACUGCACAUGAAAACACAAAAUAGACACUUGAUUUCAUCUCUACACAGGAAACAAUGACGGCAGCACCAGAGCUGCAUGACUACUUGAAAAUCUUCAGGUAAUAUGGGUUGACAACAUAAACCAUUGCUGGCUGGCUGAACGCCCUCUGACUCAGAUCCAUCUUUCUGCCGGUGACAACCUUUUCCUGCCUUGGAUUUUAGAUUGGAUAUCGAUCACGCAAGAUAUAUGAGACUUUCGGAUAGUCUUGAUUCGUUUUUUUAUGAGACGUACACGUACUCACCCACCCAUACACACCCAAGCAAACACACACUCCGAUGCAGCCACCGUUAUAUUGAUAUGCACACUCACACACACAUACAACUAACUGCAUACCCUUUCCAAUGUUGCAGAAAGACAUUAGCAUCCUAGUAGUACUUUGUUUUAUCUCACUUUCUCCGACCUAGACCAAAGAGACUGACCCUAAAGGGCUAUAAACAGUUCUGGUUCGCGUUCAACAACACAUCCAUCUCCUACUACAAGAGCAAAGAGGAGAGCCUCAAGGAGCCCAUUCAGCAGAUGAACCUCAAAGGUAAAAUGCACUGACAUGCACUGUGGUGAAACUGCACACCUACAUGCACAUACACUCAGCCCACAUUUUCACAUACAACCACAACCACACAAGCUGACACCCCUGCAAAUAUGUGUACAUACAACAUCCAUUCUAGUACAUAGAGCAUCAGAAAGGACAUUCUAAGCAAAAUGUUACUUCUGGGUUAAUCAAUAUUAUUCUAGAUAUAAUUAGAUUUAUUCGCUGAUGACUUUAAUAAGCCAAAUGAGUCCAAACUGGCCCCAUAAGACACUGCUGUGCUCCUCAGGCUGUGAGGUGGCCCCAGACGUUAGUGUGGCUGGUCAGAAGUUCUGCAUCAGGCUGCUGAUCCCUGGGGCUGAGGGCAUGAACGAAGUCUACCUACGCUGUGAGAAUGUAAGGAACUCAACUCUCAGCUCACUCUGUUUAGAGAAUUCUUCACAUGAAUGAGAAGCUAUUCGUAUCAUCCUAUGUAACCUGUUCCAAGGAAUAGACCCAACUGCUACAUAUCAAUGUACUAAGUCCCACUAUGUCAUGCUCUGCUAUGGUAUAUUUCCAUCUUUCCAUACCAUGUCCAUUCCUCUCCUGUCACUAGGAGCUGCAGUACAGCAGGUGGAUGGCAGCUUGCCGUUUAGCCUCCAAAGGGAAGACACUAGCAGACAGCUCUUUCUCUAGUGAGGUGCAGAAUAUCCAGUCCUUCCUGGCCAUGCAGCGAACCACCCCCGGGGCCAAUACUGCUCAGACUGAUGACAGCAUCAACACACACAGCCUUGUAUCUCCACGCUACCACAAAAAGUACAAGGCCAAACAGGUAAGAGUCAUGGCGAUCUGCGGGGGAACUCGCGUAAUAUUACAGAAUGUAUAAUAAUAGAAGCAAACAUAACGUUCACACUUGACUAGUGAUUCUAACCAUCCCUCUGUUCUAUCAGCUAACUCCUCGCAUCCUGGAAGCAUAUCAGAAUGUGGCCCAGCUCCCACUAACAGAUGCCCUCCUCAGGUUUCUUCAAAUCUGGCAGGCUCUACCUGACUUUGGGGUGUCUUAUUUUGUGGUGAGGUGAGUACUUGUCCUUUUGUCAAAUAUUUUCCAGCUAUCUGCCUUGUCAACAUAGCACUAAAUCUUAGCUCACUUGAAAUUACCCAAAUUCUACACAUUUCCUGUAUAAUCACAGGUUUAAGGGAUGCCGUAAAGAUGAUGUUCUUGGGGUCACCAACAACCGUCUCAUCCGCAUUGACCUCAGCAUAGGAGAUGUGGUGAAGACAUGGAGAUACAACACCAUGAGGCAGUGGAAUGUCAACUGGGAUAUUCAACAGGUAAGACGUCUCACUGUCUGCCUAAUGUAUCUUCAUCUAUCUGUUACCUGGUCUGUCUACUAUAUUGUUUCAAAUAUGUACAAACUAAUUAUGACUUAAAUGUUUAUCUGAAGAAGACCUAUAAGUGGAAUCAAUUGUUAAACCUAAUUUCUUUAUUCCAGAUGGCCAUUGAGUUCAAUGGCAAUGUGAACAUUGCCUUCAGCUGUGUGACAGCUACCUGCAAGAUUGUGCAUGAGUACAUUGGGGGCUACAUCUUCAUGGCCACACGCACCAAAGAGCAGGCAGAGGUGUUAAACCAGGAGCUCUUCUUCAAGCUGACUGGUGGUCAUGAAGCCAUCUAAACAUUCAUGAAUAUCUGGAUCUCAGAAUGCACCUUUAUGGUUUUAUGGUACAUGGACAUGCAGUAUUAGAACCAAUCAAAUAGGUUGUCAAGAGUCACCAAGACAUUCAAUGGGAAAGUGGUCAGUUGAACACGUUCUACAUAGGCUACCAUUUCCAUGACUCAGAACUGUAUUGUUAUUACUCAACCAUACAAUAUGUUUUACUGACGUUAUAAAAGUCCAUUUCGUUUUUAAAUGUUUGUGUAUUCUUCUAUUCAAAUGUAUUCAAUAGGCUACAUCGAUAAUAUUAAAUGAAUGGUAUGCAAGAAAA
Molecule: messenger RNA, 5276 nt
Organism: Coregonus sp. 'balchen'
Lineage: Eukaryota; Metazoa; Chordata; Actinopteri; Salmoniformes; Salmonidae
Source: the annotation of a GenBank genome assembly